Messenger RNA from Hypoxylon fragiforme, 4199 nucleotides. RefSeq names its product SNF2 family N-terminal domain-containing protein. The record is from RefSeq and is a predicted model, not a curated record. Gene Ontology annotation, biological process: transcription-coupled nucleotide-excision repair. Lineage: Eukaryota; Fungi; Ascomycota; Sordariomycetes; Xylariales; Hypoxylaceae. Bases 277 to 3816 code for a protein of 1179 amino acids. Gene Ontology annotation, molecular function: ATP binding; ATP-dependent chromatin remodeler activity. Gene Ontology annotation, cellular component: nucleus. The transcript has a single exon.
CAUACAGUACAACAACGUUGAAGUACGAGGUAUAUUGACUAUCCAGUACUUUUUACCUUAUUCUUUUUCUUCACUUCAAUAAUCACUCGUUACCCUUCCUUUAUUCUUUACAUUUCAUCUUGUAUUAUAAAUAAUCUCAUCUACACUUCGAAGCCUUUCACCACUUUUCCAACCUCACCACUCCUUGACCCUUAAUAUUCGAACUGGAAGAAUAUCCGAACUGGAAGAAUAAAACCCCCCAAACCCAUCGGCUGUUGUGCCACUCCACACUCAGCUAUGGCUUUUGAUUCUGGAAGUGGCGAUGGCGUGAGCGCCAAACCGAAUGACGCUCAACCCCAACAACCCAGCGUGUCAAUUGCCGAACAGAUCACCACCAUUGUCCAGGAAGCUUCUACUCCUGAUUCCGGUGCAGAGAUUGACAUUUCCGACAUCUCCGACGUUUCCGACGAUGCCGCGGCUCUCAAGAAUCUCACAACAGGUGUACGCGAUCAGGAAGACCUCGAGAGAGACAUCACUCACCAGGCUAGUAUUGCAUUGAUUGAUGCAGAGAAUAAGAAAGAUGAAAAGCGUAUUGAGAAGGUAGAAGCGACUUUACAGAAACUCAGUGCCCAAAAGAAGACUCAAGAAGAGCAAUUUCGCAAAGCCAUUGGCAAACCUGAAUUGAAGCAAACUAUACGCGCCAAAAUCGCCGCCAUAGAGGAAGAGACUAAGACCGCUCAACAAGACAUUACCGAUUUACGAGCUCGUAUUGAACAACGAAUUCACGAGGGUGCCAACGCCGAGCAGGCUCAGGGUGGGAGCAGGAGGUUACCUAAUGAGACUUACCGUCAAUUCCUCAUCCGCACGGGCAAGAUCACACCCUUUGCGAACAUUGGACUGAAUCGCCCUCAAGGUGACACGGGAGACUUGGCCGAUGCAUUAGGCGAUGCAGAGGACGAAGCUGCGGCGGCACAAUUGGGAGAGGAACUUGGAUUCGAGGCACGCUCUCACCAGAACCUUCGUGCUCCUGGUUUCGAUGAAGAACCUAAAUCAGAUCUCGUCGUCGCAGAGUCUAAAUCUCCACUGCCACCACGAAAGAAGCGCAAGCUGCAGCGCAAAUCCGCUUCCUCGGAUGAUUUCGUCGCGCAACCGUCUUCUGACGCAUCCGAGGCAGAUUUCAUUGAUGACCAAGAUGAUCAAGAGUCAGAAGAUUCUGACAAUGGACGACGUCGCAAGAAGCCUAAGAAGGCCGCCGCCAAGGACGGUAGUAAAGUUGAUCUUAGUAAAAUUGAUGAUGGCAAUGAGGCCAGCUACCAAACUCGGAUUGCAGACUGGGCUGAUAGACGCAGUAGAGCUAGGCGCCGCCGACGACAGGAAAGAAGAGAUCAAGGAUCCGAAGAAGAUGAUAGUGGAGAUGAGGAUGAAUGCUUCAAACCUUCUCCGGAUCACGCGAGCUGUCGUAUCCAGAACGGUCUGAAAGUACCCGGUGAUAUUUACCCGGCUCUAUACGACUAUCAGAAGACUGGUGUUCAAUGGCUCUCCGAGCUUUACCAUAACAACGUCGGGGGAAUUGUCGGCGAUGAGAUGGGUCUCGGAAAGACUAUACAAAUCAUCGCCUUUAUUGCUGCUUUGCAUCAUAGCAAACGACUCGAGAAGCCUGUAAUCGUGGUUGCGCCAGCCACCGUUUUGAAGCAAUGGGCGAAUGAAUUCCAUCGCUGGUGGCCCCCAUUGCGCGUAUCGAUCCUUCAUUCUUCAGGCAGUGGUAUGCUCAAUGUAAAGGCGGAGGGUAGGAUUGAAGAAGACGAUGAGGCAUGGGAUGAAAUAUACGGCGAACGGCAGGUUAGCAAAGCCGCCAAGAAGAUUGUUGAUAGAGUUGUGGAACAUGGCCAUGUUCUCGUUACCACUUAUGCAGGCUUGCAGACAUAUGGACAGGUCCUGACCCCCGUAGAGUGGAGUUACGCGGUCUUGGACGAAGGCCACAUGAUUCGGAAUCCGAACAGCGCGGUUACUGUAUACUGUAAGGAGUUGCGCACACCGAACCGAGUUAUUCUCUCCGGCACCCCCAUGCAGAAUAACCUCAUUGAACUAUGGUCUUUAUUCGACUUCAUCUACCCCAUGCGAUUAGGGACGCUCGUCGAUUUCCGCAAUCAGUUUGAAAUCCCUAUACGCCAAGGAGGUUAUGCCAAUGCCGGCAAUCUUCAGAUUAUGACCGCGCAAAAAUGUGCAGAAGUCCUCAAAGAUACCAUUAGUCCAUACCUGAUUCAACGUCUCAAAGUUGACGUAGCGGCUGAUCUCCCUAAAAAGACGGAACAAGUUCUUUUUUGCAGCCUUACACGACCGCAGCAAGAAGCCUAUGAAACGUUCCUCCAGUCGAAAGAAAUGGAGGCUGUUGUGUCUGGUAAAAGGAAUGCACUCUUUGGGAUUGACAUCCUUCGCAAGAUCUGCAACCAUCCCGAUUUAAUAUCCGCGAGUUUGAAAAUAAAGAAAGACUACCAUUGGGGAUCAGCAAAAAAGUCGGGUAAGAUGCAAGUUGUGAAGGCGCUCCUCCAAACGUGGAAGCGCUUCAAGCAUAAGACUCUCCUUUUUUGUCAAGGAGUCCAGAUGCUUGAUGUACUAGAGAGCUUCGUGAAGCGUUUAGGGUAUAUUAAAUACCUACGAAUGGAUGGCGGUACCGCUAUCAAGGGCAGACAGAGCCUUGUUGACCAAUUCAACAACGAUCCAGACAUCGACGUUUUCUUACUGACCACCAAAGUUGGUGGCUUGGGUGUCAACUUGACUGGCGCAAACCGGGUCAUUAUCUUCGAUCCGGACUGGAACCCUUCGACAGAUGCCCAGGCUCGAGAGCGAGCGUGGCGUCUUGGACAGAAGAAGGAAGUCACGAUAUACCGACUCAUGACCGCAGGAACUAUAGAAGAGAAGAUGUACCACCGCCAAAUCUAUAAGCAGUUCCUGUCUAAUAAGGUACUGAAAGACCCCAAACAGUUGGCGACCUUCCAGAUGAACGAUUUACAUGACCUCUUUAAGCUAGAGACACCCGGAGACGGGGUGACUGAAACAGGGAAACUGUUUAAAGAUUCAGAGGUCCAAUUCAGCAAGCCUUCGACAGCGGAUGGCGCUAAGGAUCCAGGCCAGAACGCAACGGAUUCACGAGAUCAGACGAAGACAUCAGAAGAUCCGGCCAAUGACGACCAUGACCGAGAACUCCACACCAUUGAAGGGGUGGCUGGUGUUGAGGAAUAUAAGCCUGAUGCAGAUGGGGAAGAUACGCCAGGCAAGUCGACGGAAGAGGAUCGAAUCAUGCAAGGCCUUUUUUCCCGCUCCGGUGUACACUCAGCGCUCGAGCAUGACAAGAUUGUCAAUGGUAAAAGACAGGUCCGGGCAGACCCAAGAAUGCUGUUACACGAGGCAAAUCGUGCAGCGGCGGAAGCUGCUGCCUCCCUUCAGCGCGCAAGGGAGCAGACACGCUCUGUGCCAAUUGGCACCGUAACUUGGACUGGGGAUGUGGGCCAAGCUGGCAGGCCGUCGAACGCGCGCCGCAGCCAAGCUAUCCCCGAAUCGGGAAGCAUCCUAUCCGGGCUAGCCAACAGACAGGGACGAAGCUCCCGGCCUGGCCCUUCCUCCUCGGCCAGAACUACAAACCUGGGAGUCAGGGAUUUUGCGGGCAUGAUCCCAAAGUUCAUCAGGGAGCACAACGGCCGGGUAGCAACACAACACUUGGUGGAUCACUUUGACCAGUAUUGUGGUACGAAGAAGCAAUCCGAUGCAUUCAGGACCGCGUUAGACCGCGUUGCGGAUAUGAAGAAGAGAGGAUCAGUAGGCUACUGGACACUCAAAUGAGGACACUUAAGAGUACCAUUUGGAGGGUUAUAGGAUAUCGGAGCCUCAAGCGAGUUAUGUAUCAUAUUACUGAACGUCAGGCCACCUUCUCAAGCGUAGCAUAUAAACUCAUAAGGUGUUUAGGAGCGGGCCACAUUUGCUUUAGCUAUACCACGGUUGCUUCACAGCCAUGCGAAAUGAAUUCGAUUACUUUUACAUUCAUGAAGAGUCUGAUACUAAAAUGGUUUAUGGUGAUGAUUACUAGGACGCUUCUUCGUUAUCAAAGCUUCUAAUAAGUAUAUAUAGUAAAAACUACAUACGAUAGUAGUAUACUAUGUAGAUAUGUAUGUAACUAAUGAUGAGCAGCGGUGACAGUCGGCAGAAAGAUGUAGAAUAACCCUAAC